AUGGCCGACUUUUCCAUAUACGGAGGCGCAAGCACGGAAUUUAGCGCUUUGCUCGCCACACUUCCACCAUCAACAGAGCAGACGCCAAGAGAACUCCAGGCCACCAACAAUAGCGUUCGAGAGAAUGUUUCGGCACUGGAAAUGAAAGUUCUCUCCUCGAAAGUCGAGAUGAAAGACCAUACGAUAUCCACUCCGGACGGUUUCGACCUGCAGGCACGGACAUAUCGUCCUGCGUCUGCCCCGGAAGAUGAAGUGCUACCGAUAUAUAUACACYUCCAUGGCGGCGGCUUUCUCUUCGGAACCCUGGACUCCGAAAACGCAACAUGUAKUCGCAUAGCGGWCGCAACAGGCGUGGUAGUGUUGAAUGUCAAUUACCGCCACACACCUGAGUGGGUCUAUCCCGCUGCAUGGCUUGAUGCUGAAGAGGCUUUCGACUGGGCUGUCGAAAAUGCCCAUACUUUUGGAGGAGAUGCAGAGCAGAUUGUUGUUGGUGGAAUAUCAGCUGGGGGUCAUUUAUCGGCUUCUCUUGCUCAAACAUUGACAGCUGCAGGAAAGGCUGGACCAUUGAAAGGUCAAGUCCUGAUGAUCCCGGUAACUGUAAUGGCGGAUUGUGAGUGGGGACCGAUGAGCAAAGCUGAGAAUGAAUUCGCUCCGAUUCUGCCCAUGAGCAGGAUAAAAUUGUUCAACGAUCUUGUCUGUCCCAAACGACCUCCCGUCGAGGAUCGCAGGGCGAAUCCUGGCCUUGCUUCUGGCGAGGAGGUCAGUAGUUUGCCGCCAACGACAAUCGGUGCUUGUGGACUGGAUCCGUUGAGAGACGAGGCGUUGAUUUAUGCCAAGCUCMUGGCGGAGAACGGAGUCGCAGUGAAUGUACACCUCUUCAAGGGGGUGCCGCAUGGCUUCCGUCGGUUUGGCGACAAGCUGUCGUUAAGCAAGGCAUGGGACAAUGUCAUGCAUGAUGGUAUUCGAUGGGCCUUGGGUCGACCUGUUGCUGGGGGAACUGUUGACCUACAUUUACAUGAAUGA
This is a messenger RNA of Ramularia collo-cygni, 1023 nucleotides long. Its product is annotated as related to lipase/esterase. NCBI's taxonomy places the organism in Eukaryota, Fungi, Ascomycota, Dothideomycetes, Mycosphaerellales, Mycosphaerellaceae. The record is from RefSeq and is a predicted model, not a curated record. Bases 1 to 1023 code for a protein of 340 amino acids. Gene Ontology annotation, molecular function: hydrolase activity. The transcript has 2 exons.